Osmerus eperlanus (European smelt) is the source of this 2417-nucleotide messenger RNA. It is a transcript of the gene irx2a, whose product is annotated as iroquois homeobox 2a. Gene Ontology annotation, biological process: regulation of transcription by RNA polymerase II; neuron differentiation; cell development. Gene Ontology annotation, cellular component: nucleus. The record is from RefSeq and is a predicted model, not a curated record. NCBI's taxonomy places the organism in Eukaryota, Metazoa, Chordata, Actinopteri, Osmeriformes, Osmeridae. Bases 214 to 1611 code for a protein of 465 amino acids. The transcript is spliced from 4 exons. Gene Ontology annotation, molecular function: DNA-binding transcription factor activity, RNA polymerase II-specific; RNA polymerase II cis-regulatory region sequence-specific DNA binding.
CUUCAUAGUUCUGGGUAGUAAAAACAUCGGACGCUAGGGGAUCAAGACGCAUGCCUCUACGUGGGCACUUUAGUGAUCUUUUGGGGUCGUUUUUUUCCCAUUUGAUUCUUUUUCUUCCUCUUAGUGGCUGCAUGAUUGUUCUGCGCGUCUGAUUGUUUAGUUGAUUUCUCGUGCUUUUUUCCUCUGGAAUAGGCGACAUACACACACUCACCAAUGUCGUAUCCUCAGGGUUACCUCUACCAGCCCCCCGGCUCUUUGGCUCUCUAUUCGUGUCCAGCUUAUGGGGCUUCGGCUUUGGCCGCCCCCAGGAACGAGGAGCUGGCACGGUCUUCGUCCGGCUCAGCGUUUAGUCCCUACGCUGGAUCCGCUGCUUUUACGGCUUCAGCCAGUGGCUUCUCAAGUCCACUGCCAUACUCAACAGAUCCGACCACGGGGUUCCCAUCGUACAUGGGCUCUCCAUACGAUGCCCACACUACAGGCAUGGCCGGUGCAAUAAGUUACCACCCUUAUGGAAGUCCUGGAUAUCCCUACCAGCUUAACGACCCGGCAUACAGGAAGAACGCAACCAGAGACGCUACAGCCACGCUGAAAGCAUGGCUACAGGAGCACAGGAAGAACCCCUAUCCCACCAAAGGAGAGAAGAUCAUGCUGGCCAUUAUCACCAAGAUGACCCUGACGCAGGUCUCUACCUGGUUCGCCAACGCCAGGAGGAGACUGAAGAAGGAGAACAAGAUGACCUGGGCACCGCGGAAUAAGAGCGAGGAUGAGGAUGAGGAUGAUGGAGACGGGGAGAGAAAAGACGAACGUUCAGAAAAGAACCUUGACAACAGCGAGAUAUCAGCCGAGGACGAAGGUAUCAGUUUGCACGUUGAUACACUCACAGAUCAUUCUUGUUCAGCGGAAUCGGAUGGAGAGAAGGUGAACUCCAGGAUAGGAGACGUGGCUUGCGAGUCUGGAUCAGAUACGAAGGACAAAUGCGAGGAUGAAGAUCACGAUAUAGAAAAUGAUGAACGCCAUCGAGGCCUGUCACCGAAGCCGGUGACAUCAUCACCCUUGACAGGAGUGGAAGCUCCGAUUCUGAAUCACCAUCAUCGGGAAGACUCCCGAAACAGCAACAAAUCAUGCAUUGACAAUAGAAUUUCUUCAGUUCCACAGAGUCAGACCGUUAAACCCAAAUUGUGGUCAUUAGCAGAGAUUGCCACCUCGGACCACAAGCAGCACCUGGGGCAAAACUGUCCCUCGAGCGCUGGCCUUCUGAACUCCACCACUUCAACGACGUCCCCAGCCGGCGCUGUGUACCCUGCGUCCUCCAUCUUGGGAAGACCUAUUUAUUACACAUCUCCUUUUUAUAGUAAUUACACAAACUAUGGCAACUUCAGCCCGUUGCAGGGCCAAGGGAUUCUGCGGUAUAAUUCGUCUGGAGCGGCUGCUGCAGCAGUCGCCGCAGCUGCGAAUGAGGGACUCACUCAGUCGGUUCUUGAAGCAAGCUCCAUGCACAAACAACAGAGCAAUGACUCUUUCAUUAAAAGUAUCUCAAACCAGAUUGAUCAACAAUUCAGACCCUCAAAUUUAGAGUCAAAGAAAGGUAGGUGUCACAAUUGCUUUGAAUAAAGCAAGCAAGCCAUCACUUCUCCACCCCAUUCACCCCUAACCUUUUCUCUAAACUGGAACGCAACUCGUGCCACCGUUGACAAGAAGACUGCUGCGCACUAGAACGUCUCAUUCCUCAGUGACUAAAUAACCAGUGUGAUAACAUAAACACGAAUUAUUUGUAUAAUUUAAAUUUCGUUUUUAUGAAAUGUGAAUAUGCUGGUUCAGUCCAAUGUAGUUAAAGUGAUUUUGGAAGACAUGUUAUUUCUCAGGAUUUUCAGUUUGUUUCUUCGCCACGGUAUGGUAGCCUAUACUUUAAGUGUGAAAAUGAUUUGGCCUUCUGUAAACCCGUAAUUUGUAAAGAGAUGUCUAACGUAUAAGGCGACCGAACAUAUUAACUUGAGGACUUAAGUGGAAUACAUUUGAUAUUUAUUUUUUUAAUGAUGGCAAAUGCCUAUAAUUUAUGCAAGUUGUAUUGCAAUGUAAACUGAACUUGUUUGUAAAUGCAUUGACAAUUUUUAUUUGAAACGCAUUUGAAAGUUAAACAAUCUUGUUAACAAGAGUACUUUACUAAUUUAUAUCUCUGAUUGUAAAUUAAAAACGCGCUAGUGUGUACUGGCGAGGUAGUGCUAUCUAUUAUUCAAAGGAAAACAAAUUAAACCGUUUUCCUCCGUAUAUCUAACUCUGAGACUCAUUCAUUCCUUUAUUACCAGCCUGCUAAUGAACUGUUUGAUCAAAACAUGUGAAUGAAGGUGAAAACACUGUGACAUUUUUACACAUAACCUCGGCUAUUCUGUGCUUUAUUCACCGACACUGAUGGAUAUAAU